Messenger RNA from Miscanthus lutarioriparius, 300 nucleotides. NCBI's taxonomy places the organism in Eukaryota, Viridiplantae, Streptophyta, Magnoliopsida, Poales, Poaceae. The record is from the annotation of a GenBank genome assembly.
AUGAGCCGUGGCGGUAGCGCCGGUGGUGGUCAAAGUUCUCUGGGCUACCUCUUUGGAAGCGAUGAGCCCCCCAAACCGGCAGUGGCACCAGCUGCAAGUGCUCCACCUGCUGAGAAACCACCUGCUGCAAAGGCUGAUGUGAACAAGCAGAUUGCUGCUGGGGUUACCAGCCAAACCAAUAACUACCACAGGGCUGAUGGUCAGAACACCGGGAACUUCCUUACGGAUCGUCCUUCGACCAAGGUCCACGCUGCUCCUGGUGGUGGCUCUUCCCUGGGCUACCUGUUUGGCGGCAACUGA